AUGGAUGCUCCGAAACAACUACCGGACCAAGAUAUGGCAGACCACCAGCCGAGUGAAAUACCUAUCCAAAGUGAUGAGACCUAUCCACAGGCCAUCUCCGAUUCCAAAACCCCAGUGCAGCAGGAAGCAUGCCCAAAGAAACCCCUAGCGAUCGAGCAGUUUCAAUCCACAUUGGAGACACUAGCAGAUCUCGAUCGCGAUGACCCGAAACUCGCCUUUCAAGCGGCUCGAACCGUGGGACUCUAUCGACGUCUAUGGGGCUCUUGUGUGCCGAAACACCGAGAAGGUGAGAAACCAGACGAAAACGACAAAACUUCGAGGGAAACUAUCACCAAAGUGAGCAACGAGCGAGAUGGGCUCCAGCAUCGUCCAGAUGAGCAGCUAUCUCGCCUGUAUUCCUUUGAACAGGCUUUGGGACAGACCCAAGAACGACUGAUUGGCGUUCUCAAGGACUGGAAUCAAUGCUCGAGAAGUGAUCUGGCUGCGUUGAUGGAUAUCAAAAGGUGCGCGUGA
Molecule: messenger RNA, 513 nt
Organism: Penicillium salamii
Lineage: Eukaryota; Fungi; Ascomycota; Eurotiomycetes; Eurotiales; Aspergillaceae
Source: the annotation of a GenBank genome assembly